CCGGCUGCUAAUAGCAAUCAAAAUAAUAAUAAUCAGAAACCGCUCUCCAACGUAACAAAAUCAGCGACUAAUUCCUCAUCAAAGGUAAAAUCCAAAGUUACAUCUUCAAAACCAUCCACCGUGAAAGAAAAAGUCACAUCAUCAAAGCCGGCCGCUGACACAGAAAAAUCCAAAGUCACAUCAUCAAAACCGACCAUUGAUAAAGAAAAACCUAAAGUCACUGCAUUAAAAACCUCUACCGACAAAGAAAACUAUCCCAAUAAAAAUGAUUCGCGCCAAUCAAAACGAAAAACAUUCACCGUGAGGAGCAAAAAAGGUGGUCGUUUUAGUCCAUAUAAACGUACCACGAAAAACGUUAUUUUCAAACAGCCACGCAAACCUAUACCAGAAAACUCUUCGUUAGCACGAAGACAGUUAUACUCACAGAAAUUGAAACUCUGGCGUGUUUCAAUGAUUAAAAGAUGGUUUCCUAAAUUUUUUGAAAAAGACAUAAAAGCCUCGUGUAAAUCAAGAAAAGAGUUUAAAGAAAUUUAUCACUUUUCACACGCCUGCACAGUCCUUGAUCCUGCAUAA
Ambispora leptoticha is the source of this 573-nucleotide messenger RNA. The record is from the annotation of a GenBank genome assembly. NCBI's taxonomy places the organism in Eukaryota, Fungi, Glomeromycota, Glomeromycetes, Archaeosporales, Ambisporaceae.